Fomitopsis serialis is the source of this 957-nucleotide messenger RNA. RefSeq lists its product as uncharacterized. The record is from RefSeq and is a predicted model, not a curated record. The transcript is spliced from 4 exons. NCBI's taxonomy places the organism in Eukaryota, Fungi, Basidiomycota, Agaricomycetes, Polyporales, Fomitopsidaceae. Bases 193 to 957 code for a protein of 254 amino acids.
GCUCAUUAAUUGAAUUCGACAUAUACAUCUACGGUACUGUCGGUAAGUACAGUACGACUCAGAGUCAGCGACGGAGGGUAGAGUAGUACAUCUCGGGCUCGGCCCGGGCAUCUCGCGUAGCGUGGAUAGCCGCCCGAGUAAGAUCUACGUAGCCACAGUGAAGUUCUUCUCUCCAAUCCGUCUGGCAUCCCGAUGUUGGACCCGUCGCUCCUUGCUAUGUUUGCACCGCUGCCUCCUAACCACCAGUCGGUGUCGAUCUCGAGCUUAUCUACAAAAGAUACGGAUCCUUUAUGGGAAACACUCAGUACCUCUGAUACGAUGCUCAGCACCGCCGACAGUGCUACAGAUUCCAUGGCAUCGGAGGAGUGGGACAGAAUCCUCAUGCGACCACGCCGUUCUUUCAUCCGCGACAUCCGAUUGGCGUACGGGGAAGCUCUCGAGCGCAGGCUGGCAAUGCCUGUGAGCACACAAAUCAUUACGGGGGACAAUCAUCAGCCUUCGCCCACUAGCCGUCUUCCGUACCAGGGGUACGACGAGCGAUACGAAGGAAUGCAUGUCGCGGGCUCCCCUUUGCCAGAGUAUGCACCUGCCAGUGCUAGUCCAAACGACGCUGCAUCCACCGGUAGCUCGCUGGGGAGCGAAGCGAUGGACCACGCUAUAAACCACGCGCUGCUGGCCAACUGGAGGCAGGAGACACAGAGGUGGGCAUUCCAGUGGGAGGACUUUACGGAACCGGAUGAGUCCGACGAGAUGGACUCGCCUGCGGUGGUCGCCACCCCGCUCGACGUCCAAAUGGCAAUCCCCCAAGACACUCCAGAACCUCCCGAGCUCCGCGGAUUGGAGGACGAGAUCAGUCGUUCGUUGAUGAACGAGAUCAUAGACACCGCGAUGGCUGAGUGGUCGACGAAGACCUCGACGCGGUCGACCUCGAUCGCGAGCAAGACUAGUGGAGAUUAG